Caenorhabditis angaria is the source of this 1201-nucleotide messenger RNA. NCBI's taxonomy places the organism in Eukaryota, Metazoa, Nematoda, Chromadorea, Rhabditida, Rhabditidae. The record is from the annotation of a GenBank genome assembly.
AUGACAAAGAUCCACUACUCUCGGGCACCAGAAAACAGCACCAAGUCGUGCAAAGCUCGAGGAUCUGACCUCAGAGUCCACUACAAGAAUACUCAUGAAGCCGGUAUGGCUCUCCGCGGAAUGCCACUCAGACGUGCUCAAGCUUUCCUCCAACACGUCAAGGAGCACAAGGAAAUCGUCCCAUACAGACGUUACCACGGUGGAGUUGGACGUGCUGCUCAAUGCAAGCAAUGGAACACCACCCAAGGUAGAUGGCCAGUCAAGUCCGCUGACUUCCUCCUCGACUUGUUGAAGUAAGUAUUUAAAAUAUAAUUAAUUUUAAAUUCAACAAAAAUUUUCAGGAACGCUGAAAGCAACGCCGAGUUCAAGGGAUUGGAUGUUGACCACCUCGUUGUCGAACACAUCAAUGUUCAACGCGCUGCCAAGCUCCGCAGAAGAACAUACCGUGCCCACGGUAGAAUCAACCGUAAGUUCAUUUUUUCAUUUCGAAAGCCCUGAACUAUUUUGAGGUUACGUAAUGUUUAUAAAUCCGAAUGUCUAAUUAAAAUUUAUUGUGAACUUGAAUCAAUGAGUGUGAUUUUCUACUCUUUAUGGGAUUGUUUUUUCCAAAAUUGUGUUCAAUAAAUUAAGUCAAAUUAAAAAUGUUUCUAGGUAAGAACUAGUUUGUUAUUUAGUUUUUUGUAGAAAGUUUGUUGGUUAAGGCAGGUGAUAAAACUUUCCUCGAAUCGCUCAGACAAGUUGGGCGAUUAAUCGCUAAGCAAAGUGCGAUGACGAUUAAUCUUCUGAACAAAAUUAAUACAGGCGAUUAAUCGGCCAGCCAGCAGCUAAUUCAAGUUGCUUAGCGAUUAAUCGCCCAACUUGUCUGAGCGGUGAUAGCCUUCGUUAAUUUUUGACAAUGAAAUCAGCUAAUUUCAGUGCAAUAUAGAUAGUUUUGAAACAAGUUAUUUUGAUGUGCAGUGGAAUGCAACUGGAAAAAUGAUAAAAUUAAUUGACUCACAGUAGACUACGGCAACAGGGGGAGAAAUUAUAUUACUGCAUAAUAAUUUAUUGUUUUUCAGCAUACAUGACUUCUCCAUGUCACAUCGAAGUCAUUUUGGCCGAGAGAGAAGACGUCGUCUCAAAACCAACUGACGAUGCUCCAAAAGUCAAGAAAGAGUCCAAGAGAAAACAACGCCGUCAAUUGGCCCGUGGAGAAUUUUAA